AUGACGAUGAUAUCAGAUCUUUCGAGGGAUUUGCUAGAGGAAAUACUCUCUAAAGUUCCAAUAACCUGUCUACGAGCGGUGAGAUCUACUUGCAAAUUGUGGAAUGUUUUAUCCAAAGAUAGGGUUUUAUGUAAAACAGACAUAACGGAUCAGUUUAUUGGAUUCAUGGUGAAGGAGUAUAAGAUUUGUUCAAUGAGAUUCAGUCUCCAUGGUGUGGGUUCGUCUAUAAAAGAGAUAGGUAAUUUAUUUAAUCAAGUUGAGAUAUGUAAUAUCAUUCAUUGCAACGGUUUGUUGUUAUGCGUCACCAAGGAAGACAAUAGGCUCGUAGUUUGGAACCCGUACUUGGGACAAACAAGAUGGAUCCAAAUUCAACACAUUAAUAGUUACCACAGAUUAGAGUCAUCAUACAGAUAUGCUUUCGGAUACGACCACAAAAACCAUAGCCACAAAAUCUUGAGAUUUUUGAAUGUAAACCGGUACGAACUCUAUGAUUUUAGCUCUAAUUCAUGGAGGAUUCUUGAUAUCAUUCCGGAUCAUGAAAUAUUGUAUUGGCGACGCGCUGUUUCUUUAAAAGGAAAUACUUAUACUUUGGCCAAAGAAAAAACAUUAGUAGACGAAGAUGUAGUAGGAGAGGUAGAGAUAGACGAGCCUCCUAAUUUCUUACUAUGUUUUGAUUUCACAAGAGAGAGUUUCGGACCGGUUCUACCUUUACCGUUUCUGCACUAUAAUGAGGAUAUUGGGACUCUGUCUACUCUUAGAGACGAGAAACUCGCGGUAUUAUAUCAGCGCACGGUUUGUCCUGAGGUAGAGAUUUGGGUGACAACCAAUAUUGAGCCGGAUGCAGUGUCAUGGACCCCUUUUUUAAACAUUGACAUGAAACCACUCGACCGUGGUUUUCAGUACGGCCUUUGCUCUGAGGCCAGCUUCUUCAUUGACGAGGAGAUGAAAAUCGCUGUGGUUUUCUAUAUAUACGAAGCUGAGAAAAUGGGCAAGACCCGCUCUUACCAUUCAGUUUACACCAUUGGAGAGAAUGGAAGCCUGGACAAUUUGGAUCUUGGAGAUGCUGUGUAUCGCGAUGUCUCUAUGCUAGAAAAUCGGUAUUGUCGCCCACUUGUGUGCUCGUAUGUUCCAAGUUUAGUGCAAAUCAACUAACUAGCUUUAGCUUUAUUUCUUGCUUGCAUCUUCCUUGUUCGUUUUUUUGUUUUUUUUUGUUUUCCAAUGUCAUUCGUUCUGUUUUUUUUUUCUUUUUCUGGCAACAUGUCAUUGGUUUUGUUAAAAUAGUUAUUCUCCUCUUU
Raphanus sativus (radish) is the source of this 1295-nucleotide messenger RNA. RefSeq names its product putative F-box protein At3g20030. The record is from RefSeq and is a predicted model, not a curated record. Bases 1 to 1152 code for a protein of 383 amino acids. The transcript has a single exon. NCBI's taxonomy places the organism in Eukaryota, Viridiplantae, Streptophyta, Magnoliopsida, Brassicales, Brassicaceae. Gene Ontology annotation, molecular function: protein binding.